Molecule: messenger RNA, 2503 nt
Organism: Cannabis sativa
Lineage: Eukaryota; Viridiplantae; Streptophyta; Magnoliopsida; Rosales; Cannabaceae
Exons: 2
Coding region: 172-1668 (498 amino acids)
Source: RefSeq, a predicted model, not a curated record
UAAAAAGUUCUUAUUUUAAAUUUGAUGUAUAUAAUAUUUAGAGUUAUGUAAAUUUCCCUAUAAAAUAUUAAGGUUUUGAUUAAAAGUCAAAGGCAAAUCUUACAAAAAAAACCAUAAGUCUUUUUUUUGGUUCUUUGUCCUAACAAAGUCUAGUUAAGCCGAGAGAGAGAGAUGAGGCCAGUCAUACUUUUCCAAGGCUAUUCGAGCACGACUGGAAGUGGUUACUCCACCGCAGUCACCGGAGAAAGCAUCACCGACGGCGUCCAAAGUGAGGUUACCUACACCAUUUGCAAGGGUCACACUUCACUCAUGAACACCAUCGACAUCAACCAGUCAGCAAACAUCAACAUCAAUCUUCUGGGAUCAGCAGAUGAGAAGAUGAAUUUUUUAAGGAAUCUGAAUAUAACAGAGAAAAGCUUGGCCAUCGUUGUGGUUGCUCGAAAAGUGGAAGGAAAGAGGGUUCAGACCAACGCUCGAUUGGCAUCUGAUAUCGCUGUUCCGAUCAGUGAUGUAAGCGAAUUCUUUUUCCAUUAUGGAGAUGCAUAUGUUUCCUCGAUCACCACAGGAGGGGAAUAUAUUGGAGUGUACUCAUUCCACACAGAAACUGAAAAUGAAAGUGUGAAGUUGGAGUUGGAGCUGAAGGCCAAUGGAGUAUUCAAGUUCGGCACACUUGGUGCUGAUUUUCAAGUGAGAUUGGAAUCCGCCGUUGAAAAUUCUCAGUCAAAGGUUUCAUUCAAGCAAAUGAUUUUGGGGGUUAAAGACAGUGAGUUGCCCAAAAGAGAAGACAUGGUUGAGUUUGCGCGCAAGUUUCCGAGCCAGACACUUAAUGCGCCUAAAGUUCUUGCAUUUGAAACAACUGGAUAUGAACAUGUUGUCGGUGUCGGCCAUGGUUUUGAUCCCAUCGCAAUAAACCGGAAUAAAUUAGUGGGUACGGGAUCUAGAGAUCUGGGCUUGGCAGGGGAAUUGGGUAAGGUAACCCAAUUGAUCAACCAAAUUCACGAAAUACAAUCCAUCUACGAUUUUUACGGUGGAUAUAGUGACCCUAAGCUAAGAGAGGUAGCCGUACAAGCAAAACAGGAUUUGGCAUCACUGCAAAGAAUCUUUUCAGCUUUUGAUAGCAAUCCAAUCCAAGAUCUCAGCAUACCCCACUUGCCUUCCCUUUCCAAAGGUACGCCGCGGAUCCAAUACACGAUUAGUUUCUCACCGGAGUUUGGUCGACGAGGUGCUCAAGAACCCAAGACCCCAUUUGACUUGUUCAUUGGGUACGAUGAGUACAUCAAGAACAAAACGAAGAUUACCGGGAUUCAAAUGCGAAGCGAUACUCGUGUGAAUAACAUCAUCGUUGAUUUUGAAUCGACUGUGGGAAGACACAGGGAGAGUUAUGGGAAAGCCGAGGGAGGGUGGAGUAAAAAGCUGUUGUUGGGAAGUGAUGAUUUUAUCAAGAAAAUUGAGAUCAGAUCUGAUCGAGAUGUUGAUCAACUCGGGUUCUAUGUGGAUCUAAAAAAUAAUAGAUGGGUAGUGAGUGGUGGCAAUGGAGGAAAAGAUCACACCUUUGUGGUGGGUGAUGGUAGUUUCAUUCUGGGAUUUAGGGGGUUUUAUUCAAACAUAAUUGACCAGAUUGACUUCGUCUAUGCCACGUUCCACCCGGCCAAAUGGUCAGCCUCGUAAAGGUAAUCUUGUUUAAGUUUCUACUUUUGCUUUAUAAGAUACAAGUAUUAUCAACUUUCCAUUAUUCUACAUAAGAGGAGUGCUAUCAACUUUCCAUUAUUAUCAACUUUCUUUUACAAGUUUUUUAGUUAAUUUUUACAUUCAAAAAUACAUGCUAGAAUAUAUUUUUUUUAAUUUUUCUUCAAGGUGGUGUUCGUUAUACUUACAACAAUAUCUUUGUAAAUUUUUGAAAAAUUUCGAAUAAUUUACAGUGCCGAAAAUACAUUUGAACACGUGUAGUAAAUUGGAAUAUCAGAAACUCACACUGUAAACUAUUUAGAAUUUUUAAAAAAUUUAUGUUGUAACUAUAACGAAUAUCAUUAUGAAAAAAAAAUUAAAAAAUAUAUUCCAACGUAUAAAUUAAUUAAGAGAUUGUAAUAGUAGAUUAUAAUUAACACUACCUGCAACAAUAAAAUUAGUACUGCUAUUGAUAAUUUUAUAGCGGAUAAUAAGUUGGGCCAAGGUGGUUUUGGACCUAUAUACAAAGUAAGUUCUCUCAUUUACUUGUUUCAGAACAUUUUCUCAUUACCUUUUACCAAUUAUGGAUAUUUUCAUUGUGAAUGCCUACAUUUUGCAAAGCUGUUGUGAAUCUGUGAUAUUAUUUCAAAAAAAAAAAUAAUAAUAAUUUAAUGGCAAUGCAACACAAGUAUAAUGAAACCUUAGUUACUAACAUGUGUUUGGAGAGUGAGAAAGUCACAAUGAAGAAAAAACUAUCACAUGUAAUUUUUUUUUUUGUAUAAUCUAUGCAUAAGCUUUAAGGCACAUAAUAAGAUGGUUUCUUUUUAAUUCAUGCUAA